CCAAGCCUCACCUCGGGAGCCACGGGCCACGGCCUCGGGAGGAGGGAGAUGCUGUCAGGCGAGCGGAAGGAGAGCGGGAGCCCCCGCUUCGGGAAGCUCCAUCUCCCCGCCGGCCUUUGGAUCAAUUCCCCGCGGAAGCAGCUAGCUAAGCUGGGGCGCCGCUGGCCUAGUGCGGCCUCCGUGAAGUCUUCUUCCUCGGACACUGGCAGCCGCAGCAGUGACCCCGCGCCAGCCCCUUCAGGCCAUUCGGGCCCGGAGCUGCGGCGGGUCGGGGCAGUGAAGGCAGCAGGAGGUGCCUCGGGGAGCCGCGCGCGGCGCAUCUCUCAGCUUUUCCGGGGUCCAGGGACCGGGGCCGGAGCCGGGACCGCGACCGGGGCCGGGGCCCAACGUUGGGCCAGCGAGAAGAAGCUCCCGGGGUUGGCGGGCGCCGUGGGCCCGGAGCCUCUGCCGGCCUCGUGGGGUCUUCCGGGCUUCGGGGGUCCCAGCCCGGGCCCUGGCGUGCUGAAGAUCUUCGGCUGUGGCCUCGCCUCGGGCGCCAAUUAUAAGAGCGUCUUGGCUACGCCGCGUUCCACUGCCCGAGAGCUGGUGGCCGAGGCCCUGGAGCGCUACGGGCUGGCAACGGCCGGCGGGCUGCCCGGAGGCGGUGGCGAAGGCGUCUCGGGGGGAGGCGCCGAGGCCUUCGCACUGUGCGAUUCGCUAGGCAGGCCACCCGCGGCCUCUGGAGGAGCGGGGGAGUGGAGGGCAGAGCAUGUGCGCGUGCUGGGCGAUUCUGAGCGCCCCCUACUGGUGCAAGAGCUGUGGCGUCCUCGGCCGGGUUGGGGCCGGCGCUUCGAACUGCGUGGCCGGGAGGAGGCUCGCAGGCUGGAGGAGGAGGGCCCGGCUGCUGCCCAGGAGGAUGGUGAGGGCAGGGCCGGGCUGCUUCCCCACGCCGUGGGUCUCUGCUCCUUCUCUUGUGGCUGUGGGUUUCCGAGGCUUUGUGCGUGUCACCCCCACCCCUCCCCGUCCGAGACCCCAGUCUCUUUACCCCGAGGCUGCCUCUGUCUCUCCUUUCUUUCCGCUCUCCGUACGCGGUCUUAUGAGUCUUUGCCUGGGGAGCCCAUCUUGGCCGCUCCCGAAAAGCCGAUAGCGAGCAGCAUCGGGCCCAGGACUCGCUCCUACCACCCCAAGCAAAAGGGUUACCCUGAAGCACAGGAGAGGCAUCCUGGACGGCGGGACUACAAUUCCCAGAAAGAGUUCGUGGUGUACGUGAUGACUCGCGAGCAGCACGUGUUCGGACAGGGAGGGGGUGGCUCUGGGGCUCGCGGAGGGCACGCCCCCCACGUGGACACCUUGCUGAACGCACCUGACAUCAUGCCCUGGCCCCCGGGUCCCGGGUGGGCCUUCUGCUGCCGCCUGUGCGGGCGGGGGCUGCAGGAGCAAGGCGAGGCCCUGUACCUGGAUGGCAGGGAGCCCGUGCUGCGCUUUCGGCCCAACGAGGAGGAGGCGCUGCUGGGCGAGUUCAUGCGGGCGGCAGGCACCAGGGCGCAGCUGCCCGCGCUGGGGCCCGCCACGCUCCUGACCAUGUGUGUGGAGCCCAGGGCCGGCUGGCCCGCCUCGUCAAGGAGGCCGUCUGG
Gracilinanus agilis (Agile Gracile Mouse Opossum) is the source of this 1613-nucleotide messenger RNA. Its product is annotated as ras-interacting protein 1-like. Gene Ontology annotation, cellular component: cell-cell junction. Lineage: Eukaryota; Metazoa; Chordata; Mammalia; Didelphimorphia; Didelphidae. The record is from RefSeq and is a predicted model, not a curated record. Gene Ontology annotation, molecular function: GTPase binding. Gene Ontology annotation, biological process: angiogenesis; signal transduction; regulation of GTPase activity.